CUACACGGCGGCACAAUGGCUCUGGUGUCAGCAAUAUUGCUAAACUAUGAGCUCAGGAAAAUGACUGUAAUACUGCUUUGUGGCCACCAGAUGUUGACUGCUCAACACCAUGCAAGUCAGUAUCUUUACCCCAAAGACUGUGUGUGUUGUGUACAGGCAGAGCUCCAGUGGUUAGAGUGUGAUGAUAGCCUGUUUGAUCACAGGAGUUCCACACUAAUUCCCUUGCAGCUCGUACCAGCUCGGUUCAACCUGUUCCCACCGACAGCCUUGAUCUUGACCAGCUCAGCCGUCGCUAUGAAUGUCUUCUCCUCCCUCACUUCCUCCUCCUCAUGCCCCGACUUGUACCACUUACCCAGUUACCCCAGCAACACCACCAUAUCGGAUGACACAGCCACAGCCACUGGGAUUAGCCAUGUGAUCUUGCGCCAUUACAACCACACCGGCCGCCUGCAGAACAGGACCAUCUCAAACACCCAGAGCCACAUCAGUGCCUCCACGGCCGUCUUCCUCUUCUUCAGUAUUUUCAUCAUCCUGGAGAAUCUCAUGGUGCUGGUGGCAGUCAUCUCCCGCAUCCGCCACAGUCGGCGCUGGGUUUACGUCUGCAUUGCCAACAUCACGCUCAGUGACCUCCUCACCGGCGCUGCCUACGUUGUCAACAUCUGUUUGUCUGGCAGCCAGACAUUUCGCCUCACCCCUGCUCUGUGGCUCUUCAGGGAAGGGAUGCUGUUUGUGGCCCUGGCAGCUUCCAUAUUCAGUUUGUUGCUGAUUGCUGUGGAGCGUUACACCACUAUGAUGAAGCCACUGCCCCAGAAGUCCACCAGGAAGACCUACUAUAGGAUCUACGGCUUGGUGGCACUCUGCUGGGUUUUGGCGCUGGUGAUUGGCUUCCUCCCCUUGCUGGGUUGGAACUGUGUGUGCAGCCUGGAUGGAUGCUCCACCCUCCUCCCUCUCUACUCCAAGACCUACAUCUUUUUCUCCCUUAUCAUUUUCUUCCUCAUCCUCCUGGCUAUUGGCGUGCUCUAUGGUGCCAUCUACUGCCACGUACACAGGAGUGCACAGCUGGGCCCCCAGCGUAGUCGCAAGCGGUCCUUGGCUCUGCUUAAAACUGUGAUCACCAUUGUUGGGGUCUUUAUGAUCUGCUGGGGGCCACUGUUCCUGCUGCUACUGGUGGAUUUCUUCUGUGUCUCCCGCCAGUGUGCGCUGCUGUUCAGCGCUGACUUUUGCAUCUCCCUGGCUGUCCUCAACUCCGGCCUGAACCCCAUCAUCUACGCCCUGGGCAGCAGUGAGAUGAGGAAGGCUAUUGCAGAGCUGCUGUGCUGCUGCUGCCUGAGGUCUGGCCUCUGUCACCCAGACACAUUCACAUCCAAGGAGACCAACAGCACCUCAGAGAGCAGGAGGGACAGUCUGAGGAACAGUUUUAACAAGGUCAGGAAUCUGAGCGUGGCCUCUCCACCAUCAACUCCUAACAAGCCUCGCAGGGCACCCAAAAAAUAUAGGCUGAGCUCCACUACCAGCUGCCUGUCAGUUUCAAGUGGUUAAACCACAAUGUGCUCCCCUCCCAAGCAAAUAAGACCUGUGUGCACUGAUACACAUCUAACCGUUUCCUCUGAGUUUUGGUUUGAAUGUUCAGUGCUUUGCCAGCAGGUACUUGCAUUGAUGAUUACACACUGUCAGAAAAGUUUGCAAUAAUAUCACAAAAAGCAGGAGUUUUUUAUUCAAUUACAAGACAUAUAUUUUCUUAAUGCAUUUUACAGUUACACUUGAUCUGUUGUUGCACUGUACUUGUUGAUAUUACAGAGUCAAAAAAAUGUUUAUGUAUAUUAUGGCAGAUUAUUUACAAGAAGUAUUAUAUACAAAAGAGUUAACAUGGAAAUGUAUAAUGUGCAGAAUGGAAAAAUAUGUAUAUAUGUAUUGUAAUUAACAUGUAACAUUUUGUGUAAGCCUGAUGUUUUAUUGUAUACAGACAACUAAAAAUAAUAAAGUUUAUUUUGCUUUA
Molecule: messenger RNA, 1996 nt
Organism: Siniperca chuatsi (mandarin fish)
Lineage: Eukaryota; Metazoa; Chordata; Actinopteri; Centrarchiformes; Sinipercidae
Gene: s1pr4
Product: sphingosine-1-phosphate receptor 4
Exons: 3
Coding region: 16-1539 (507 amino acids)
Biological process (GO): G protein-coupled receptor signaling pathway
Cellular component (GO): membrane
Molecular function (GO): sphingosine-1-phosphate receptor activity
Source: RefSeq, a predicted model, not a curated record